Uloborus diversus is the source of this 2811-nucleotide messenger RNA. RefSeq names its product specificity protein transcription factor 3-like. Gene Ontology annotation, molecular function: RNA polymerase II cis-regulatory region sequence-specific DNA binding; DNA-binding transcription factor activity, RNA polymerase II-specific. NCBI's taxonomy places the organism in Eukaryota, Metazoa, Arthropoda, Arachnida, Araneae, Uloboridae. The record is from RefSeq and is a predicted model, not a curated record. The coding region runs from base 78 to 2315 and encodes 745 amino acids. The transcript has 6 exons. Gene Ontology annotation, biological process: regulation of transcription by RNA polymerase II.
CGCCGGUAGGUAGUCGUCGCCAUUGCUGCUCGAUGCCUGCCGAUGCGAAUCUCGAAUUUCAGAUGUUUUAAAGUGAAAUGACAAGUUUGGCGUCGCGUAAGCAACAGCAAGAAUACGUUGUGCCGACUAGCAAUUCGCAGGACAUCCAACCGUCCCCGUUGGCGCUCCUGGCCGCUACUUGCAGCAAGAUCGGGUCACCAACGGACGAGGGAGUUUCCCAGGGUGCGUCCCCUGUCAAAGUAGUAGGUCCCAAUCAAGUAAUUCAGUCCGGAGAAAUCAUAGCCACGGCUUCCGGAGCCCAGCUUGUGCCCUUCCAGCCCCAGACUGUCGGAGUCCUGAAUCCUGACGGAACUGUCACACAGGUCACGGGUGUCAACCAGCAAACUGCUGCAGCCAACAAUGUCCAUGUCUCGGGCAACGUGGGUUCUCUUAAAGGCCUUCCCUCCGUAGCCACCGCGCAAAAUGUUGCCUCAGUCAAUGGUCAAGUCUUCCCCCAAGGCGCCCAGAUCGUGACCGGAGGUCCGGGCAACAUCACCUACAAUGUUAUUCCUGCGCAGCAAAUACAGAACAUUCAGAUUGAUGGCCAGGAUGCUAUUUACAUUCCUGCUGUCCCACAGACUUUCCAACUCGCAGGAAAUCAAACAAUUUUGACUCCUGGUGGUCAAACCUUCUUGCGAACUCAAGUGCCUACAUCCGUCCAAAAUGGGGCCCAAACCGUUCUCCAUGGCAUGGCAGGUGCUGUUGCCCAACUCGGAGGACAAAAUGUCACCAUUCGACAAGGCAAUGUGGUUCAAGCUCUGCAAUUACCCAUGCCCAUACAACAGACUAUACCAGUUCAAGUGCCUAUUUCAGCUGCUGGUGGACAUACUGUUUUACAGACAAUUCAUGUACCCAUUCAAACAGUUCAGGGUAUUCCAGGAGGUAAUGUCUUGCAAUCACAAGGACAACCUAUUACAGUCAAUGUCCCUGCUCAUAUGUUGUCGCAGUUAACUUCACAGAUGGGGCCAAUUGCACAGAUUGCUGGCCAAGCACAAGGGCAAGUUCAACAAAUCCAAGUUGCAGCUCCUGUUCACAUGUCCCAAGCAAAUUCACAGCCAACAACUUCAACUACUUGGACAACUUCUAGCGGAACAUCGGUUAUUUCUUCUUCUGAAGUUUCUAACACAAAUCAAGCUCAAUCAGCUGCUGUCACCACUGCUGCAUCUCAAUCAAAUGGAGCUCAACAACAACAACAACAGCAGCAGCAACAACAACAACAGCAGCAACAGCAGCAACAACAGCAGCAGAUGGCACUAACAAACUUUCAAUUGCCUAAUGGGCAAGUUGUUCAAGGACAAGUUAGUCAAAUUAUAACUGGUGGAGGAGGUGCAGCAUGGUGGCCUGCCUCACCAAUAAGCGUUCAAAGUCUUGCUGGGCUCAGGCCUGCUAAUGUAAUUCAGGUACAAGGAUUAUCUGUAGCUGGAUUACAAGGGGUCCAAGUGCAGGGAGGUCAAGCGCAACAAAUAAUUGCAAAUGCCCAAACUCUUCAAAGCUUAGGUUUGGGACCAAAUGUUAUAACUGCUAAUGCAGUAUCUGCUACUGCAGCACACCAGCAACAAAUUCCACCCUUGAGUCCUAUACAAACUGUUCAUCCGCAGAUAAUAACACAACAACUUCAGCAAGAUCCUAAUGAUCCAACAAAGUGGCAAGUUGUUGCAACAGCAACAAACCCUACUUUAAAUACUGCUCAACAGCAGGCACAAAGUAGUGCAUCAAACCCUGCUGCUACUUCCACCACUUCUACUUCAACUGAGUCACCAUCAUCUAAUUCAGAUAUAGGUUCUGGUAGAAGAAUGCGCAGGGUUGCAUGUACAUGUCCUAACUGUCGAGAUUCUGAUGGAAGGAACAACGAGUCAAAGAAGAAACAACAUAUCUGUCAUGUACCAGGAUGCAACAAAGUUUACGGUAAAACAUCCCACUUACGAGCCCAUCUGAGGUGGCACACUGGCGAGAGACCUUUUGUUUGCAGUUGGAUGUUUUGUGGCAAAAGAUUUACUCGUUCAGAUGAGCUUCAACGUCAUAGAAGGACUCACACAGGGGAGAAGAGAUUUCAGUGUGCUGAAUGUCUAAAAAGAUUCAUGCGCAGUGAUCAUCUCUCUAAACAUCUAAAAACUCAUCAGACUAAGAAAAGUAUGACGCCCAGUGAAAUGAUGGAAGGUGAAAUGACAGACGACAUGGCUCCAGAUAGUUGCGAUUUAAAUAUGACUGUAGAUAUUGAAGAACCAGAUCUUUCCAUAAAUGAAAAUGUUGUUGAAAGUUCACAGAGCAUGAACUAAGAUGUUUUUAUACUAGGAUUAUGAGUAUCAAGCUUUUAAAGCGUAAAUGUGUAAAAAGAAAUUGUUCAAGUAUUUGGGCAACUCUCGAAAAAAUGUCCUGUGUGUAAUGCAAAGUUUAUUUUAUUCACAGGGGUCUGGCCAGAGGAUUUUUGGGUCCGUUAACGGACCCUUCACAAAAAUCCGAUCAACCAAAACGGACCUUUCACAAAAUCCCGAUCAAACAAAACGGACCCUUCACAAAAUUCUGAUAAACAAGAUCGGAUCUUUCACAAAUUGUUUAUUGAAAGAGCAAAUCUGAAAGCAAAAUAACGCAUAUUUCUGUGUAUAAACCGAUAAUUUUUGGAACCUUUUUCGAAGUCAAAUUAGAGGGAUCAGCUUAUGUAAAAUCGGCUAAUUUUGAAAGAAAAAAAAUCGGUACUCUUGCGAUGCUCCUGCAAGCGAUAAAUAAUUGCUACUGCCAAAUAAAUAUAAUGGUUGUUUGUUUGUUUUAUCACAG